Rhopilema esculentum is the source of this 4093-nucleotide messenger RNA. The record is from RefSeq and is a predicted model, not a curated record. NCBI's taxonomy places the organism in Eukaryota, Metazoa, Cnidaria, Scyphozoa, Rhizostomeae, Rhizostomatidae.
CGAGACUUGAAGUGGGAAAAGGAGGCAUCAUGAGAAAUGGCGCAUUUUGAAAAGAUAUUUAAAUUUUGUCAACUUCCAAACAAAAAAUUUUCAGCGUACGAUGCUAAGUCUGUUCAAGAUUUACUUCUAAAAUGGGGCUUAAAAGGCAAUAUGUCACUGGAUGUGUUCUCAUACGAUGCAUUUUUCAAAGACUGUGACAAAGAUAAGUUUGUGAUGGAUUUCUUCAAAGACCAAGAUGUCCAAGCAUUUUUCAAAAUAUCGCCAAGAGCAAAGGUCUGGACAUUUGAUGGUGAUCUCAAGUCAGUUCGUUUACAAGUUGAGGUUGUUCCAGCUACUGUAGUAAACAUGGAAUUUUUCGACAAAAUUUUUCUUGAUGGAUUAGUAAGAGAAUCAGGAUCAAUAUGUAAAUGUUAUGAUGAUCAAAUUGGCGAUAUUCUAGUUUCAGAUGAACUACGAAAAAUGCUCGUAUCAGAAGAAUCUGAUUUUUGGGAUGUAUUCUCAGAUAAAGAACGUGGUGAAUUUAUUUUCCAAAUUUUCAAACAUUUGCAUCGGAGGACCAGUUUGUCAGUAUGAAGAUGAAGUUGGGCCGUACUUAGACACAGCGAAAUUUCUUUAUAAAGAUCUUGUCAGUGUACAGAAGGAUAAGGAAACAAAGAAAUUGUCCGUGAGUUCAAGGGUUCUCAAGGUCACUGUUUGGAAAGAUGGCGAGGUAGUUUUCCCUGGCAAUGGUUCUCAUGAGCAAUCUUUCGGAUAUUUUAUCAUCGACCCGAUUAAACGCCAUUUGACUCUAUGGUUUCACUCCUGGAAUUGAUUUGAAGCGAGCAUAGAGAUAGAAUGGAAGCGAGCAAACGCCGAAGACAAAGCACACUUUGGGCACUCCAAUACGCCGUCUUUGUUUCCUAAAUCCUUACGAUGGCGAACAUUUACUGCUUUCAAUUCGUCCAUUUGUUAUGAGAGUCCCUUCCGUGUCCUUUUUUCUAAAUAGUUCACAUUCAGAAAUCGCUGCCAUCGAAAUAUUGAAAUGACUUGCCGCCGUUUUUUUACUCAUUUUGCAGUUGUAAAUAUUUUUAGGGUAACUGAUUUCUCACACAUAUUUCAUUCCUCACUUGUGUUUUCUUUAGAAUCCUUAACCCAAAAAAAUUUCAACCAAAGAGCCUUAUUUAUAUUUUCGAUUCACUUUCUGCCGAACGUAUACCCCCUAUUAUGUUUUUUUCUAGUUUUCCUGGUUGUAUUUCAUUUGGCCUCCUUUUUAUCAUAUCUAGAAGCAUAUUAUUUUUCCACAUUUUCUGCAAGAUCAUUGUUCCUGACUCAGUUCUAAAGCCACGUUUACCAACAUUUGGAAACUUCGACUUUGUUUUUCAGAUUCUCUUUUAUAAUCAGACAACAUAGGCUAGAAUUUGCGACCUAAGGACAAAUAUAGGUUUAUUUCAUAGGGAACUUUGUUGCUCAGGCACCACUUUUUUAAGUUGUCAAUAAUAUCCUUCUUGAAUGGCCGUAAGCUUGAAAAAUGGCAAAAACAAAAAUAUAAAGUGAUAACGAAGAUUAUUAAUUAUAGCGUCACAAAUAAACACGAGACAUCUAGAUCAGUUCCCAAAUUGUCACAGACAGGCAUGCACGACACCCUUGAUUUAAUCCACUUUGUCUAGCUAUCUGCAGACUUUUUGGCUCUCUUUUUGCACCCAAAAUCUUACGUCAACAUGAAAUCAGGAAGAAAACAUCAUCAGUAAAUUGCAUUUAUUUUACGUUAGAACAUCAGCGUACGCACAAAAAAGUUCCAAAUCAGAUUCAGAAAAGGGCAAAGCUAAAUGUACCCGACUCCAGUGGCGGCACCAGCCACUAGGUUGUGGGGUGAGGGGGGGGGGGCAAAAUAAAAGCAUUUAGCCAUGCCCCUUUUACCAACAGGGAACGCUAGUUUAACCAGUAGGGAUUGCCCAUGACUAACAUAUUUGCUAAAUAAAAGAAGUUUCAAAUCAAAGAGUCACAUCACAAAGAGUAUUUUGCCAAAAUAAUAUCCCUUCUCUUAAAUUUUUUCAUUGAAUCUACACGAAAUACCAUAUCGAUUCUGUCGAGAAUCUAGGGGGGGGGCUGUGUUUCCCCGUUGCGCCGGCAUUGCCAUAUUCUGCGUGCGCCCAGCCUGAAGAUAACAAAGCCACUUUAUCGUAUCACUCAUUAGCAGAUAUUUGUGUUAAAGCUCUGAUGGCUCCUCCUCUUGUGAAUCAUCGGCUGUGAUCGUUGGCAGGCUCGGUGAUAUGCUAGCAACUGAAAACGUAUUCAGACUACCCCGGCUCCUUCCUGCAACGGCUGUGCCUAGGCCCAACCACGGAUGAAUGGCCAAAUCACCGGACACCCACUUGAUCUGUCCGGCGAGGUCACUUCGUGGCCGGUCACUUAUAUCCAGUUUCGGCGUUCUUCGAUCGCGCCCAAAUAAUGACGGUAACGAGCAUUUUCGAUUAAAGUUUCGACAUGUGUUUAUUGCAUACCUUCGUAACUGCUCUUCCACCGUCUCGAAACAAGUUCGUUUACUUUCUGGCAAAUAACAUUUUGAUAACUGGGACGUCUUAAGCUCUAAAAGCUGAUGAACACUGUACAGUGUCCCUGUCUUCCGAUGCAACUUUUUGCGUUUAUCCUUGCUUAGCCCAUGGAAUGAAUCUCCUACUUCAACAGAAUGAUGUUCCGUCCAUUUCCAAGGGCUCUUUUGCUCCACCUGGACAGCCUCCGUUUCCAAAUUUGCUUUCGUUUCGCCUGCUUUGCGACGGCUUUCUGAUCUAUGCGAUACUACCAACGAUAACUUUGAGCGUAGCCGCAAAUUUCUUCCAAAAGAAUUGUCUCUUCUAUCAUGAGAAUUUUGUUUCUGCAUCCUCAAAAUGUUGAAAUGGUCACAGAUUUCCAUUAAGUAUUUAUCAUGAGAACAGGCAACUUAAAAUUCAAAGGUCCAGCCUUUCCGCUAUUAACGAAGCCAAUAUACCAGGAACUUCAUUCUGCCCUGCCUCUAUGAAUCAAAGUGCCAGUCUUGUAACUCCAAGUACCCUUCUUGCGUCAUUGUCGAUACACUUGUCGUAAAUCACGUGAAACCAGUUAGCUUCAACUAGGCCAUUGAAACACGUCUUUUUGCUGGUUACAUUCCACAGCAACUGUUACAAACAAAUUAAAGACCCGAUACGUAAUACCUUUUACCUCACACAUGUGGCUUUUCCCUAAACCACACAGAACCUUAGUUACAUUUUCGUGUACGGAGAUUCCUAGAAUAUAACUUGAUACCUUCCAUAAGGGUAUUAGGAAAAAUGGUGUCAUCCGUUUAAUUAGAAUUUGCUAUAAAAAGAUACAAAAAUUUUAGCACUGAAUUGAAGUCGAUGAAAUGCAAUUUUUGAUCAAAAAUAUCGCCAGUAUAAUAAUUUAUUCAUGAAUAUUAUUUAUUAAUAUUGUAGAGUCUCUUAAUUUUUUCACGGAUGUUAUGGCAAAAAUCUUCGAAGCAUUACAAUUUGUGCAAGACCUUAAGGGAUAUACUGAUAUGGAUGCAUUCUAUUGCGUUUAGAUUUUGUAUCUACUAAGCUAUGGUAGGUAUUUUUUCAGAGCAAGCAAAAAAGUGCUUAUCGAGCAGGAUCCAAGUGCUUCCUUUCGAUAUGACCACACUUUGUGAUUCCUAUGGCUGAAAUAACAGAUAGCUGGCGUCACUUCUCACUCACAGUGAGAGUUUUGUUAUGGCACUGAAUGAUAAUAUGUUCAUGGCAAGGGCUCAAGUCCCGGACUCUAGGAUCUGCGAAUCCGUGACCCUAACCACUCCUAGGUACAGUGGACCUCUAUUUACAGAUAACUCUAUGGGCACCUCUCAACAACAGACAGAUAUUUUUGUCCCAAGUUGUCAAAGAUCACGAACUGACUGAUAAUACUGGCAGGGGCGGAUCCAGAGCAAAUUUGAAGGAGGGGCAGUUGGUAGUGGGGGCGCUGGAAAAUUGUCAAAAUUGGUGACGAGAGUACGCUGUAUACAACAAUUUCAGAUCCAUUUUCGGAAUAAACAACAUAACUCUGUGGUAAUCCUUGAAGCAAAUUAACCUAUCGGUCUCAAAAACUUUUUCACCUGAUUCCCGUUCUUCAA